GCCAUCGUCUCGCGCGCACGUUUCGGCCAGACUUCGAUCAUCCAUCCACUUGCACGGUGUGCUUAAAUAAAUAGUAUAAUAUUUUGUAAAACACGUCGACCACUUGGAGACAUUAAAAUCCGACCAAAUCUGUUGUGACAAUAGUAUCUACCGUCGGUAAUAAGCCUUUGCCGUGUCCGCGUAACCGAAAUUAAUUUUAACCGUGUAUACGAUCUUUUUUUCUAAAAACCUUCCGAAAACGCUGAUAACGUAAUCGCGACAACGACAACUGGUCGUCUAACGUUUGUGUUCUCGUUGGUAGGCCGAAUCGAACCAUUUUAUACGGUCAAACCGGUGUCGAUUACUCUCGCACACGAUGAACCUGAUGUGCACAGAGUCGCAGACAACGUCCGAAGAUAGGUGUUUCGCCGAGGACCGGACCAUUUUCCGCGACGAGCGGGCCGUCAAGAAGCUGUUGGAAACCGAGUCACAGUACGUGCCCGGGUGCGAUUACAUGGCUCACUCGCAUUCCAACCUGCAGCCUUUCAUGAGACGAGUGGUGGCCACGUGGAUGUUGGACGUAUGCGAAGAACAAAGAUGUGAAGAUCAAGUGUUUCCAUUAUCUGUAAAUUUUCUAGACAGAUUUUUAUGUGCCUGUGACAUAUCCAAAACACACUUACAACUCACUGGUGCAGUUUGUCUGUUAUUAGCAUCAAAAGUGCGACAAUGUACGGCGCUUUCUAUUGAACUCUUGUGCUACUAUACUGAAAACAGCGUCACUCCAGAAGAGAUGAGGGAAUGGGAGUUGUUAGUUAUCUCUAAAUUGGAAUGGAGAAUUGUAGCAGUCACCAGUUUCGAUUACGUGGAUCAUAUUAUGGAACAAAUUAAGUGGAAAAGACGUAAUGAUUCGAUGCUCAGGAGGCAUAUGUUGACGCUCAUCUCUUUCUGUUAUAUCGAACCCGAUUUCAUAGAGAAAAAACCGUCGGUGAUGGCGGCGUCGUGUAUGCUGUCGGCCAUCCGCGGCAUUGACCCGUCAGCGGCCGCCGAGGUGGCCGCCGAGCUGUGCGUGCUGUUGGCGUGCACCGCGGCUGAAGUGGACGAACACGUGUCGCUCAUCGACGCGCUGGUGGCCAGUACGACGGCCGCGGUCACGCCGGAAAAGUCGGAGAACAACAAUCCCGCGUCUGAACCGCCCGUCAAGAAGCCGUACCGCGUGCAGGAUUGCGGCUUGCACGGCGGCGGUCGUCGGUAGUGCGGUGACACGUCCCGCAACCACGACGUUACAUGUAUGCGUGCGUUACAUGACGUCUGCGCGGCGACGAAUGCAAGUAAAUAAGGAACGCGAUUCUCGCGUGCGUCCGUCCGCCCGCACCGUUAACAGACUUAUGACGAUGACAUUUUUAUUUUUUUGACAUUUUUCCCCCGAGAUCCACUCACCGCAAAGGUUGGCUGGUGUGGAUGGUAAGUCGGGUUCUCCAUUUGUCGCCACAUAAUUAUUGUAAGAUAAUAUAAAUUUUGUUUUGUUUCUACCUCAUAUGACAUGAUAAAUUAUACAUUAUUAUUACUAUAACGUUCCGCUGUAGGUGUGUUAUAUAAUUUUUCCUCUUUUUUAAUUUUAAUUUAUUUAUUUCCCCCCUUUCCAAAAAAAAAUAUUAAUUUUUUUAUUAUUUUUACUUGUUUUUUUCUUUUAUUCAACAAUCUUAUUGUAAUAAAUGAAUUUUUCAUCUUUGGUUUUAUUAUGAUAUAACAUUAUUACCCUUUUUUUUUCGCCUUUAGCGAUCUUUGUGGCCACCACCACAAGCGAGGUCUGCUAUCUUAUUUUGUUAAUUAAAUAUUAUUAUUAUUAUUACAUACGUAGGUUAUAAUAUCAUUAUAUAAUUAGUUAUAUUUUUAAAAGAAAAUGUGAUAAAUAGUUUUAGAUAUUAUUAUAAUAUGUCUGCAGGAGCUUAUAUUUUAGCUUCAUAGGGUUAAGUGAUUAUUAUCAAUAUGAUAACAUUAUUCUUCUAUCUUUAGUGUUUUAAGUUUUACAUCCCUUAUUGUUUAUUUUAUUUAAUUAUUAGUUAUUUUAUGUAUGAUCUCUCAUAUUUAUAUGUAUAUAAACAAUAUGGAAAACGUUGUUUCAUUAAAAAAAAAAAUCCAAAAAAAUACCUGAUUUGUAUAUAAUAUUUUUUUUUUUCAUUGAUUGAUAUUUUUUCCCCGUUGAAGAUAUUUAAUAAUUAUUAAUCAUAACAAAAAUAUGAUACGAAUUUAUUCACAGACUUAGUUAAAUUUUGUUAUAACAAUUUAAAUGUAGUGGAAAUUUUAUAGAUCUCUUGAACGUGGGCUAUUCAUAUAUUAUAAUAAUAAUAUUAUUCGUAAAAUUAGUUUUGUUUUAUUAUUACUAAGUAUUAAUUAUUCUUUAUAUUUUCUUUAGUCAUUCAGUAAAAUAAAUUAUUAUUCGAGUCAAAAAGUAGCCAAAUUAUUUACACGUCAUGUUCUUGAUCUCCAAAAACGCGUAUAGAACAAUUUAUAUGAAAAGAAAAUUAUUAUAUAGUUAUUAAGUAAGCACCAAUCUCUAGUAAGGAUAUUAUUAUAAUAUACGUAUAAUACCAUAUUAAGAUUCAACACGUGAACGAUAACUAUAUGUAUAACCAUUAUUUUAACUUCUUCCGUUUUAAAAUAGUUAAGUUGAAUUAUUUUACGUCACAAUAUUAUAGUCAAUGCAAAGGGGUGUGGUUCAAUGACUAUCAUUUGAGUUAUCUUGUUUUUGUCGUACUCCCUGCUGCUGCCCCAUCCCUUAUUUGACUACAAUAGCAGUGACGCUAUUUUCAUUAUAGUAAUAUUAUUAUUAUUACUAUUAUUACAAUUAUUAGUAGCAUCGCAAUUAUAUUGUCAUCAUAUUAUUACCUAGAAGUUAUAUUAUAUAAUAUGUAUACGAUGAGCCAUAUGAUUUUGUCAUCUUCUUUAUUUCGAGGUACAAAAAAUUAUUAUUAUUAAUAAAAUAAUUAAAUUCAUUACCUAUUAUUUUAAUGAUCGGCUAAAUUAUUAUUUUUUUUUUUCGUCUUUUAUUCGAUUAAACGGCCUGACGAAUGUAGGACGGCCCUAUAAUGUAUUUAUAAAUAUUAUUAUUAUUAUUAUUAUUAUUAUUAUUAUUAUUAUUAUUAUUAUUAUUAUUAUUUUUAUUAUUAUUAUUAUUAUUAAAAUUAGUUUUAUAAUAUUAUAUUAAUUGUAAUAUUCUCGCGAGCAGACAGGCCAGUUAUGGCACUGCGCUCAAUACAGCUACACAAACCAAAUCGAAAUGUCCCUAUUUUGAUCGUCAUCGAGCGAUCGUCCCCAAUUCUUCCUUCCCUCCUCACACACUUCCCCGUACUUUAUCGUUAAGUAUUAAUAUAAAGUGUAUACCGAUAAUAUAAUAUGUUCACUUCAUUUAUUUUUAUUUUAUUAUAUGUUUUUUUUUCGUCUGUAUAACUUACGUGUUUUAAAAAGAGAUAUUUAUUGUAUAAAAAAUACGAAAAAUAAAUUAAAACAUAUAUUUUAUAACACCAUAAUAA
Messenger RNA from Metopolophium dirhodum (rose-grain aphid), 3509 nucleotides. RefSeq names its product G1/S-specific cyclin-D2-like. The coding region runs from base 356 to 1231 and encodes 291 amino acids. The transcript is spliced from 4 exons. The record is from RefSeq and is a predicted model, not a curated record. Gene Ontology annotation, cellular component: cytoplasm; cyclin-dependent protein kinase holoenzyme complex; nucleus. NCBI's taxonomy places the organism in Eukaryota, Metazoa, Arthropoda, Insecta, Hemiptera, Aphididae. Gene Ontology annotation, molecular function: cyclin-dependent protein serine/threonine kinase regulator activity. Gene Ontology annotation, biological process: positive regulation of G1/S transition of mitotic cell cycle; mitotic cell cycle phase transition; regulation of cyclin-dependent protein serine/threonine kinase activity.